Eublepharis macularius is the source of this 948-nucleotide messenger RNA. Its product is annotated as olfactory receptor 14I1-like. The coding region runs from base 13 to 948 and encodes 311 amino acids. Gene Ontology annotation, cellular component: membrane. The record is from RefSeq and is a predicted model, not a curated record. Gene Ontology annotation, molecular function: G protein-coupled receptor activity; olfactory receptor activity. Gene Ontology annotation, biological process: G protein-coupled receptor signaling pathway. The transcript has a single exon. Lineage: Eukaryota; Metazoa; Chordata; Lepidosauria; Squamata; Eublepharidae.
ACUCAGGGAAAAAUGUCCAAUGCAACUGCUGAGUCUGAUUUUCUGCUCCUGGAAUUCUCAGAUGUCCGGCAACUGCAGUUUCUACACUUCACGGUUUUUCUGAUGCUGUACUUGGCAACUGUAACAGGGAACCUUCUUGUCAUCUCUUCGGUCGCCUCAGACCACCACCUGCACACCCCCAUGUACUUCUUGCUGAUGAACUUGGCCAUGCAGGACCUUGGCCAAAUUUCAGUCACUAUCCCCAAAUCCAUGAUCAAUUCCCUCCUGAAUACCAGACUCAUUUCUUACUCAGGGUGUGUUGCUCAAGUCUUCUUCUUUUCCUUCUUUGGAGUAUCUGAUUUCUGCCUCCUCACAGUCAUGGCGUAUGACCGGUAUGUGGCCAUUUGUAAUCCAUUACAUUAUGAGAUGGUAAUAAAUAGACAGGCCUGCAUUGAAAUGAUUGCUGGGGUAUGGAUAGCUGGUUUUCUCUAUGCAGGGAUAAACACUUGUGGGACUUUUGCAACCCAUUUCUGCUCUAAUGCUGUCAAUCAAUUCUUUUGUGAAAUCCCACAGCUAAUAAAAUUGUCUUGUUCUGGUUUAAAUGUAGUUGAAAUGAGUAGUAUUGGGAUUGCACUAAUCCUUAGCCUAGGCUGUUUUAUCUAUAUCCUUGUAACUUACGCACAGAUUUUUAGCACUGUAUUUAAAGUGCCUUCUGCAAAGGGGAGGCAAAAGGCUUUCUCCACUUGCGUUCCCCACCUCUUUGUCUGCUCCAUAUUUAUACUCACUGGAUCAUUUGCCUACCUGAAGCCUGCCUAUCACACUUCAUCAGAACUAGAUUUGAUAUUUGGUAUAAUCUAUUCCUUGGUUCCACCCAUAUUGAACCCAGUGAUUUAUAGUAUAAGAAACAAGGAGAUCAAGCAAGGAAUGGCAAAGGUUUUAGGCUUUAGGGUAAUUUCUUUAAAUACAUGA